AUGGCAGCGCUUGCAAAUAAUGUGGCUGCAGAACGACUUGCUACACGAUACCUGCCUUUCUGUGACUCGAUUUUUCUCUGUCUAACUCACCAAUUGGCGAUUAAUAUCGACCCGUAUGGCUGCCAUAUCAUUGAAACGAUACGAGGAUGGUUGAUGGUUUUUGGCAUGACUUUGUCCGAAGUAAUUUUGUCCCUGCGCGCAUGGGCAGUAUGGAAACAAGGGGGAUCUGCGUCUGGGUGUCUCUCUGAUAUCCCUAAUUACGCUCACAACCGUGGCGGAGAUAUAUGUGACGAGAAUCUUCCUUCGCGACCUGCAAUGUUGCUUUCUCACCAGCGCAAAUCGCAUCGUGUAUUUGGAUUAUGUUGUAUUGAUGAUUUACGAAGCCGUAAUACUGGUCUUGAUGAUAAUUCCUGGAAUUGCUUCCUGUAA
This is a messenger RNA of Laccaria bicolor S238N-H82, 429 nucleotides long. RefSeq lists its product as uncharacterized. The record is from RefSeq and is a predicted model, not a curated record. The coding region runs from base 1 to 429 and encodes 142 amino acids. NCBI's taxonomy places the organism in Eukaryota, Fungi, Basidiomycota, Agaricomycetes, Agaricales, Hydnangiaceae. The transcript has 7 exons.